GGGCGCAAAUAGUCGGCGCGGCGCAGUCGGACUCAGCCCCGCGGCGGACCAGCCGCGCGCGACUCCCGCGACACGACCGACCACCCGCACCAGUGCGCGCGUUACCCCACACCUUCCGUGCUAGUGCUGUGACCCAGUGACUGUGAACAAACCGAACCUGACCACCGAGCCUCCACCCAGUGCCCUCAUCCUCUUCAGCCACGGCGCAGGCUCGCCACGAGCGACAUCAAGGUUAUAAGGAAGAAACCUGAGGCACGUCAGACCUGGCCGCUGAGGGAUCAGCGUCAGGGUAGAGGAUAUUACACGCAGGCAAAGAUACCCAGUCAAGAUUCUACCGAAAGGAUCAUUGGAGUCGCGCGGUGGCAGUGGGUCGCCGAUGAGGCGGCGCCGGGCACCAUGAGCUAGCGGGCAUGGGGGGCGAGGGCGCGGGCCGCGGCGCCGCGCGCUGGCAGGUGGGCGACUCGCCCCCGCGCGCGCCCAUGGGCUUCGCGGCGCCCGCGCAGGACGCGCCGCUCGACCGCGGCCUGGCGCCUGCGCCCGCGCCGCCGCCCGGCCAUGCGCAGCUACAGCGGACCCACUCCAGACCCACAAUGGACCUCCAGUAUUCGAGGUCGAUGUCGUCGCUGCCGCCCGAGCCGUUCAUGAUGCUGCGCGCGAAAGCGCUCAGCAAGCGCGUGAUCAUCAACGUCGGGGGCGUGCGGCACGAGGUGCUGUGGCGCACGCUGGAGCGCCUGCCGCACACGCGGCUCGGCCGGCUGCGCGACUGCAACACGCACGAGGCCAUCACGGAGCUCUGCGAUGACUACUCGCUCCAGGACAACGAGUACUUUUUCGACAGACACCCGAAGAGCUUUAGCUCGAUCUUGAACUUCUACCGAACCGGCAAGCUUCACCUUGUGGACGAGAUGUGCGUGCUCGCCUUCAGCGACGACCUGGAGUACUGGGGCGUGGACGAGCUGUACCUCGAGUCGUGCUGCCAACACAAGUACCACCAGCGCAAGGAACACGUCCACGAGGAGAUGAGGAAAGAAGCCGAGAGUCUGCGGCAGCGCGAGGAGGAGGAGUUCGGCCAGGGCACCUGCGCGCAAUACCAAAAGUGGCUCUGGGAUCUUCUAGAGAAACCCACAACCAGUAUAGCUGCUAGGGUGAUCGCGGUGAUAUCGAUUCUCUUCAUCGUGCUGUCCACGAUAGGGCUCACUCUCAACACGAUACCCCAGAUGCAAGUGUACGACGACAAGGGCGCGCCCAUGGACAACCCGCAGCUGGCCAUGAUCGAGGCGGUCUGCAUCACGUGGUUCACGCUCGAGUACGUGCUGCGGUUCAGUGCGUCGCCGGAUAAGUGGAAGUUCUUCAAGGGCGGACUCAAUGUGAUAGAUUUACUGGCGAUCUUGCCAUACUUCGUAUCUCUCUUCCUACUCGAAACGAACAAAAACGCGACGGACCAGUUCCAGGAUGUCCGUCGCGUCGUACAAAUCUUCCGUAUUAUGCGAAUCUUGCGUAUCCUCAAACUCGCUCGACACUCGACCGGGCUCCAGUCGCUCGGCUUCACACUCAGAAACUCAUACAAAGAACUCGGAUUGCUCAUGUUGUUCCUCGCGAUGGGAGUGCUCAUAUUUUCCUCGCUGGCGUACUUCGCCGAGAAGGAAGAGCCGGGGACUAAAUUCAUAUCCAUUCCGGAAACGUUCUGGUGGGCCGGCAUCACUAUGACCACAGUCGGAUACGGUGACAUUUACCCCACGACCCCGUUGGGCAAGGUCAUCGGCUCAGUAUGCUGUAUUUGCGGCGUGUUGGUAAUUGCGUUACCCAUCCCCAUUAUCGUCAACAAUUUCGCCGAGUUUUACAAGAACCAGAUGCGGCGCGAGAAGGCGCUGAAGCGGCGUGAGGCGCUGGAGCGCGCCAAGCGUGAGGGCUCCAUCGUGUCUUUCCACCACAUCAACCUGCGCGACGCCUUCGCCAAGAGCAUGGACCUCAUAGACGUCAUCGUUGAUACAGGACACAACUUGUCGCAGGGAGACGCCAAUAGCCUGGAGGGCGAUGGGCCGGGCUCGACCGGCUGCUAUAAGCAGUACGAGCACGCCGUCAGCAAUAAGCUCCAGCAGAGUACUGACCCUAACCAGUCACAGUUUCAGAGCAGCCCUCAGAAAGAGCGCCGCUACUCGAUCGAAGGGCCGGACACGCCGGAAAAACGCUUGCUCAUAAACCCCGAACCGUCUCCAGAAAAGAAGAUGGCUGACAAACAGUUAGACUUGGAUCAGCUGCCUUCUGAGUUUGAGUGUUGUUUUUGCACGUUCAAGGGUUACAAGGAGUUCAUAGACGCGGAACAAUUGAUGCCAAUGCCAACGUCAGACCUGCGGCAGCCCGUGUGCGUAGAGCUGGCCUGUCUCCACCGUCACCCCGCGCCGCGCGCCUUGCCCGAGGCCACACCGAACAGCCUUGAUAGCCCUGGUAUGUAAUCACCGCCUUUACUCCCACCAACACCACCUACUUAACUAAUCUCAACACGGAACAGGUAUACACCAAGUGAUACGGUUAGUGGACCAUUCGGUUUAGAUGACUAGGUACCCUGAGUAGAACAUCCUAGAUAUGUAGACUAACUAAAAUUGAUAAAUGCUUACCAUCACGCUAGACUAUAGAGUAA
Cydia amplana is the source of this 2638-nucleotide messenger RNA. It is a transcript of the gene Shab, whose product is annotated as potassium voltage-gated channel protein Shab. The transcript has 11 exons. Gene Ontology annotation, biological process: potassium ion transmembrane transport; protein homooligomerization. Gene Ontology annotation, molecular function: delayed rectifier potassium channel activity; protein binding. Gene Ontology annotation, cellular component: voltage-gated potassium channel complex; membrane. The record is from RefSeq and is a predicted model, not a curated record. Lineage: Eukaryota; Metazoa; Arthropoda; Insecta; Lepidoptera; Tortricidae. Bases 411 to 2453 code for a protein of 680 amino acids.